CGGCAACGCAUAUCGGGGAAGAGGGAAUCCUGGAGGAAACGAAGGAAGCCACAGCGGCUUAGUCAUUCAUAAACGAACCGCUAGUGUGGUCGGACGCCUCUUUUGAGUUACUGUAGUUAUUUAACGAUUAACUGAUAACUGCACAGUGCAGCAUGGCUGCACGAAAGAAAGAGGAAUCAUCAAAGCAACGUUAUCAAGCGAACGCACGUGAAAGGGAUCGCACUCAUAGGAGAAUAUUCAGUUAUGAAAAAUUCGCGAAUACUCUAAGCGAGGGUAAGGGAUCCAAACGCGAAAUUCAAGAAAUCCAAUCUUCGCUCUGCAGUGUGAACACGGCUUUCAGUACCUUGAGAACUUUAAUACCAACGGAACCUGCGGAUAGGAAAUUAUCAAAAAUAGAGACAUUGAGAUUAGCGAGCAGUUACAUCAGCCAUUUGGGUGCUGUUCUUGUUGCCGGUCCUAUAGAUCAACCGUGUUUACGCGUUGAGGAUAGCAGCGGACUUUACGGAACAAAUUAUUGGACUGAUUCACAAACAAGGCCGCAAGUCUGCACUUUUUGCCUUGCUAUGCACAAAAAAUAUAACUUAAAUAUUACUUCAGGAGCAAUUUCAAAUUAUUGAAAGGAGAACAUAUGUGUACUGUUUUUGAAAAAUCAACAUCUAUCGACCUAAGCAAUGUAUGAAGAUUAAGAUAUACAUAAAUAAUUUACUGUACAUUUCUUGUAUAUAUACGAAUAUUAUUAAGUUUAAUAAAGUUUAUAUUGUAUCUAUUAA
This is a messenger RNA of Bombus pyrosoma, 770 nucleotides long. RefSeq names its product transcription factor 15-like. The record is from RefSeq and is a predicted model, not a curated record. The transcript has 3 exons. Gene Ontology annotation, biological process: regulation of transcription by RNA polymerase II; developmental process. Lineage: Eukaryota; Metazoa; Arthropoda; Insecta; Hymenoptera; Apidae. Bases 153 to 617 code for a protein of 154 amino acids. Gene Ontology annotation, molecular function: RNA polymerase II transcription regulatory region sequence-specific DNA binding; protein dimerization activity; DNA-binding transcription factor activity, RNA polymerase II-specific.